AUGACCUCAACCAACCACCCACAACCGCCUGAAGAUGAGAUCAGACACUUCAAGUCAAUCCCAUGGUGUCUGAAACACCUGCAACCACCAAACACAGAGCUCAUUGUCACAUCAGCCUACAGCCGAUCCAGAAAACCCAACUUUGAGGACUCUCUGUUCUCGGAAACCAUCAACACACCCCAAACCCUCUCGCACUUUAUCCUCUUCUACCCUCGUCCCUCCAACCCACGUACCGUCCUGUCCGAGAUUAAGGGUUUGAUAACUCUAGGCAACAACCUCGAUGGUCAUCCAGGGAUUUGCCACGGUGGAAUUGUAGCUACCAUCUUCGACGAGGUACUUGGAUAUGCUGCACCGGGCGGCCGGCUCCACGGCGAGGGUGAGAACACCAGAGCGCCCGUGCCAUCCUAUGUCACGGCUUAUCUGAAUACGACAUACCUACGGCCUGUCAGGACGCCAGGAACCAUCCUGGUUAUUGCAAGGACGACCAAGGCGGAGGGAAGGAAGAUCUGGGUGGAGGCGUCGAUGGAGGAUGGCGAGGGUAACAAGUUGGCAAAGGCUGACGCAUUGUUUGUGGAGACAAAGUUAAAGCUAUAG
Messenger RNA from Diaporthe amygdali, 594 nucleotides. RefSeq names its product thioesterase superfamily protein. Bases 1 to 594 code for a protein of 197 amino acids. Lineage: Eukaryota; Fungi; Ascomycota; Sordariomycetes; Diaporthales; Diaporthaceae. The record is from RefSeq and is a predicted model, not a curated record. The transcript has a single exon.